GCCACAUCAUCAUGAAGGCAACAGUUCUAUUGACUUUGCUGCUGGGUUGCCUAGCGGCGACUCUGGCCGAUGAUGCAGAAAUCCAGAAGACAGUGGCCAGUUGCAUGAAAGAAAACGGGGUUACACCGCAGGAAGUCGCCGACCUAAAGUCGGGGAAAACCAAGCCAGAGGACAUCAAGGAUAACGUCAAGUGCGCCACGCAGUGCUUGUUCGUGAAGAGUGGCUUCAUGGAUGCCAAGGGCGCCUUGCUGACCGAUGCGGUAAAUCAGCACUUUGCCGACACGCCCAUAAAGGAUGAUGUGGCGAAGGCGAUGGCAGCCUGCGGCAGCGUGACAGGCGCCAAUCCCUGUGACGCGGCAUUCCAAACAAUGAUCUGCAUACAGGAACACGGCAAAGGCUUGGUUAUAUAGUGAUCACAGCACCAAAGUCCGACACGACCUUUUUUAUUCCUCCCAAAUAAAGUUAAGCAUGAGCAUACAGAAGGAACAAUUUUCGUCCUAAAAUGUAUACCAUGGUUCACUACAGAGACUCAGAUAAUUAGCCAAUUUAUUACCCAACUAUGUAACAAAAAAAGAUUCCAUCGACCUAAAGUGUGUAGUUUUAUAAAGGCAACAUAUCUGACAAUAUAUCUAUUAAAAUUGAGCGACUGCUCACAGUAGCGCA
Scaptodrosophila lebanonensis is the source of this 663-nucleotide messenger RNA. It is a transcript of the gene Obp56g, whose product is annotated as general odorant-binding protein 56h. Gene Ontology annotation, molecular function: odorant binding. Gene Ontology annotation, biological process: sensory perception of smell. Bases 12 to 410 code for a protein of 132 amino acids. The record is from RefSeq and is a predicted model, not a curated record. NCBI's taxonomy places the organism in Eukaryota, Metazoa, Arthropoda, Insecta, Diptera, Drosophilidae. The transcript has 2 exons.